UGGAGCUACAAAAAUGCAAGAAAAGCUAGAAAAGGCAGUAGAGGAGUUCAAAGAGUAUUCUGAACGAUCUGCGUCGUUGUUCAAAGAGACUGUUCAAUGUUUGGAGGAUAUGAAAGCCCACACCAAGCUUAACACAGAAGCAAUCAACGCCAUGUCUUCAUCCUUGAACAUGGACGAAAUCGAACAAGUAUUAAAGAAAAGACCGUCGGUAGUUUUUAUUGGUAAUCGAAAUUGUGGAAAAAGCGCGGUUCUAAACGAACUCCUCGGCGGAUCCUACCUACCAGUCCACGAGACACCAUGUACUUCCCGAAUAGUCAAGAUCAGUCACUCGAUGGGUGAAAAUACAAUCAGGGUCGUUGACAAAGCAGGAGAAGAAGUUCAACCUAUGGUUACGUUCACAAGGAGAGUUCCUAAGGAACAUGUAGUGGUUUGUGAUGAUAGCAGAGAGCAAUCAGAGCAGCUGAAGUGUAUCGUUGAAAUUUCCUUGAAUCAUCCCCUUUUGAAAAGCGGCAUUGAAUUAAUCGACUCCCCGGGAAGGAAUGAGAAUGAUGCUCUAGACGAUGUGGUGAACAAAUUCUUUGAAAAAGGCACUACACCUCUCGUCGUGUAUGUCAUCGAUGGGAACGAGCAACUGAGGCAAUCGGAUCUCGACACGAUUCGUUUCCUUCAAGACAAACACCCAGAAUUGUCAUUCAUGUUCGUGUGUAACAAGGUAGACACAUCGGCUGGCGCCCAGACAUUCGACGCUCGAAGCUCCGACGAACUUGGUUCCGAUGAAGAGGAAACAGAGAGGGAAGUUGACAAGCAGAAAAUUGUCUUUGCCCAACUACAACACCACAGACUGAUAGCGGUCAGUGAAUCCUAUGACAGUUGUUCUUCGUUUUAUGGAAUAUCUGCGCAAAACGUCCGUGACGACCGAAGGAAGAAAACCUUUAGCUCAGCGUCCGUGAUAUUUAGCAAAUUUGAAGAUGGCUUGUUGGGUGUUCUUGAAGAAACCAUCAAAAGGCAGGCUAAGCAAGUGGUGAACAAGCUCAUUUUCCUGCAGAUGAGUCUCGUUCAUUCCAUGGACAGAACAAAGCAGAACCUCCCCAGUAUCUUUGGAAGUCAAUUGGAAUUUGACACUACUAAAGCGUUGAGAGAUCUUUAUAUACCACAUUAACCUCAAACAUCGCAAGCGAAGA
Molecule: messenger RNA, 1181 nt
Organism: Orbicella faveolata
Lineage: Eukaryota; Metazoa; Cnidaria; Anthozoa; Scleractinia; Merulinidae
Product: dual serine/threonine and tyrosine protein kinase-like
Biological process (GO): positive regulation of fibroblast growth factor receptor signaling pathway; protein phosphorylation; cellular response to fibroblast growth factor stimulus
Cellular component (GO): cytoplasm
Molecular function (GO): ATP binding; protein kinase activity
Source: RefSeq, a predicted model, not a curated record